AUGUUCUCUUCGGCGCUGAAGUCCUUCACCUCGAACAUCUCCAGUAACUACACUCUAUCUGCGCAGCCCACUAGCACCUCUGGGCCAUGGAAAGUCUUCGACGCGAAGCGCAAACAGAGCGGCAAGGCCGCUUCAGUCUUUGUACUAGACAAAAAGAGUCUGGAGCCGCCUGGAGGAGGACUAGGAGGUCGUAGCAAUGCCAGCUCCACCAAGCGUCUCCAUGAGGAGGUUCUCGAAAGACUCAAGAAGGAAGCUAGUAGCCUGGCGCGCUUGCGACACCCCUCAAUAUUAGAACUGGUUGAGCCGGUCGAAGAAACCAGGAGUGGAGGGCUGAUGUUCGCAACAGAACCAGUGGUCUCAAGUCUCGCAAGUUUACUACAGGAGAAAGAUGAGCAAGAGAGAUCCGGUGGCGCUGGUAGCCGCAGGACUCGUCGUGUUGUCGAUGAGUCCGAAGGUGGACGGAAGACAAGGGAGUUCGAGAUCGAUGAACUAGAGAUACAGAAAGGUCUUCUGCAACUUGCGAAGGGACUGGAAUUUUUGCACGAGAGCGCUGGCCUGGUUCACGCCAAUCUCACACCCGAGGCCAUAAUUGUCAAUACGAAAGGUGAUUGGAAAAUUGCAGGACUUUCAUAUUGCGGACCGCAUCAAAGCAGCACCACUGCCACUUCCCUGCCUCCGAUAAAUCUGCACGAAGUGCUCAAUCAUGAUCCUCGCCUUCCUCGAAUGGUACAGCUGGAUCUCGAUUUCACGAGCCCCGACUUUGUUCUGGAUAACAGUCUUGUCCCUUCUUCGGACAUGUUCAGUCUGGGUCUUCUCAUAGUCGCGCUAUACAACAGCCCACAUACGUCUCCGUUGAGUGUCGGAGGAUCACUGUCUGCAUACAAGCGCGCUUUUUCCAGUUCUUCCAGCAUACCGACACAAAGCAAUAAUUUCAUGGUGCCGUCGUCGCACCCCCUCCCUCACAAAUUGGCCUCAGAACUGUUGCCGCGACUUAUCACCCGAAGGCCUGCACAGCGUCUGUCAGCGCGCGAGUUCCAAGAAGCCAGCUAUUUCGAUAAUAUCUUGGUGUCAACAAUCCGUUUUCUCGAGGCGCUGCCGGCCAAGACCGCGAGUGAGAAGGUUCAAUUUCUUCGAGGUCUUCCUAAGAUUAUGUCGCAGUUUCCGAGAAAUGUGCUUGAGAAAAAGGUCCUGCCAGCCCUGCUCGAAGAAAUGAAGGAUAAGGAUUUAAUUGCGCCAAUAAUGACCAACAUGUUUGCGAUGAUCAAAGCAAUGCCAUCAGGCAAGCGAUCAUUCACUGAGAAGGUCGUGCCAAAACUACGGGAAAUAUUCAUAACUAAUCGAUCCGCUGAGCGAGAUACGGCUACUGAAGCAGGGCUCAUGAUCUUACUGGAAAACAUGCAAACCGUGGCAGAGAAUUGCUCGGGCAAAGAAUUUCGAGAUGAUAUCCUGCCUAUUUUGCACCUAUCGCUUGAGUCGCCCACUCAUGGCCUUGUCGAUGCUGCGCUUGGAACCCUACCGCACGUACUACCCGUGCUUGAUUUCACAACCAUCAAGAAUGAGUUGUUUCCUGUGAUCGCGACUGUCUUUGCGAAAACGAGUAGCCUUAACAUCAAGAUUCGAGGUUUGCAAGCCUUCUAUACGUUGAUUGGAGGUACAAACUCAAGCGAUGAACCGGAUGACGAUGAUCUGAAUGGCAUAUCGAUGUCGAACCGGAAACCCGCUUCCACGUCAAGCAGCGCCAUCCUGGACAAGUACACGGUGCAGGAGAAAGUCGUCCCACUUCUCAAAGGUAUCAAGACGAAAGAGCCCGGCGUUAUGAUGGCCGCACUGAAAGUAUUCGGACAAGUUGCGCGGGUCGCCGACUCCGAAUUCCUCGCGAUCGAUGUUCUGCCCAUCGUCUGGUCCAUGAGUUUGGGGCCGUUGCUCAACCUUCAGCAAUUCCAAGCUUUUAUGACAUUGGUCAAGAAUAUUGGCGAGAAAGUGGAAAAGGAGCAGACGCGAAAACUCCAAGAGACGUCAGGCAACAGUGCCGCUGGUCGAUCGACUGCGCGGCCGAAUGCUCCGGGACGAUCACAGAGCACAGGACUUGAUGGGUUGACCAUCGGCGGAGACACUGAUUUUGAGACAUUAGUGUCAGGAAGAAAACCUAGUGGCGGAGGUGAUCUUAUGAAUGAAUGGGGCGUUUCUGCUGCUAGACCGAUCGCUACACAAAGCACAUCAUUCACGCAAGCUAGCAAUGCGACUCCGACGUUCUCGUGGCAGACACCGGCACCAAAGCCGUCGACUCCUCAACCACCCACAGUGUCCACGAUCAGAGCACAGGCACCUAUAAAUCGCACCGUGACACCCGAUCUCGCGUCUUUCACGAGCCUCACUCCGAGCAGCGUCUUUUCUCAGCCAUUGCAGCCUAGUCGACCAGCUGCCUCCACCACGAUGACACCGGCCGCAAGCGCGCCAUCGAAUGGAACCAACAUCGAUUGGUCUUCGGCUGCGAAUAGUUCUGCCGCUUGGGCGAGUCCAAAGCCUGCUCCGACAACCACAUUCAACAGCAACUACCCCGCGGCACCUCUCCAGCAGUCGACUUCAUUUGGCCUGCCGCCUCCACCUACAGGAUCGCAGACAUACAUGCAGCCACAGCAGAAUGGGCUGUCGAGUUUUCCGCAGCCGAUGGCGAGCCGCCCGCAGCCGGCCCAACAGUUUCAGCAGAACGGUAGCUCCGGACACACGCAGAAGACCGGCCUUGAUAAGUAUGAAAGCCUGAUAUGA
This is a messenger RNA of Dissoconium aciculare CBS 342.82, 2766 nucleotides long. Its product is annotated as ARM repeat-containing protein. The coding region runs from base 1 to 2766 and encodes 921 amino acids. The transcript has a single exon. Gene Ontology annotation, biological process: protein phosphorylation. Gene Ontology annotation, molecular function: protein kinase activity; ATP binding. NCBI's taxonomy places the organism in Eukaryota, Fungi, Ascomycota, Dothideomycetes, Mycosphaerellales, Dissoconiaceae. The record is from RefSeq and is a predicted model, not a curated record.